Triticum dicoccoides is the source of this 3084-nucleotide messenger RNA. RefSeq lists its product as uncharacterized. NCBI's taxonomy places the organism in Eukaryota, Viridiplantae, Streptophyta, Magnoliopsida, Poales, Poaceae. The transcript is spliced from 4 exons. The coding region runs from base 1 to 3084 and encodes 1027 amino acids. The record is from RefSeq and is a predicted model, not a curated record.
AUGUACGGUAACCGACUCUCCCGCGAGUUCACUACGGGUUUGAAAGAUUUCCUCGUAGUGGCUAAUGCGAACAAGCAGAAGGGUUUUGUUAUCUGUCCAUGUGUUGACUGUAAGAAUCAGAAGGGUUACUCUUCCUCAAGAGAAGUUCACUUGCACCUGCUUCGGCACGGUUUCAUGCCAAGCUAUAAUUGUUGGACCAAGCAUGGAGAAAGAGGGGUUAUAAUGGAAGAAGAUGAAGAAGGGGAUGAUUUCAUCGAUGAAAGCUAUCUUGCUCAUUUCGGUGAUACUUUCAUGGAGGAUGCUGAAGGUGAAGGGGAAGGUGAAGGGGAAGGUGAAGGUGAAGAAGAGGCACGUGAUGAGACCGUUGAUGAUCUUGGUCGGACCAUUGCUGAUGCACGGAGACGCUGCGAAACUGAAAAGGAGAGGGAUAAUUUGGAUCGCAUGUUAGAGGAUCACAGAAAGUCGUUGUACCCCGGAUGCGAUGAUGGUCUGAAAAAGAUGGGCUGCACACUGGAUUUGCUGAAAUGGAAGGCACAGGCAGGUGUAGCUGACUCGGCAUUUGAAAACUUGCUGAAAAUGUUGAAGAAUAUGUCUCCAAAGAAUAACGAGUUGCCUGCCAGUACGUACGAAGCAAAGAAGGUUGUCUGCCCUCUAGGUUUAGAGGUUCUGAAGAUACAUGCAUGCAUCAACGACUGCAUCCUCUACCGCGGUGAAUACGAGAAUUUGAAUGAAUGCCCGGUAUGCACUGCAUUGCGUUAUAAGAUCAGAGGCGAUGACCCUGGUGACGAUGUUGAGGGCGAGAAACCCAGGAAGAGGGUUCCCGCCAAGGUGAUGUGGUAUGCUCCUAUAAUACCACGGUUGAAACGUCUGUUCAGGAACAAAGAGCAUGCCAAGUUGUUGCGAUGGCACAAAGAGGACCGUAAGUCGGACGGGGAGUUGAGACACACCGCAGAUGGAAUGCAAUGGAGAAAGAUCGACAGAGAGUUCAAAGAUUUUGCAGCUGACGCAAGGAACAUAAGAUUUGGUCUAAGUACAGAUGGCAUGAAUCCUUUUGGUGAGCAGAGCUCCAGCCAUAGCACCUGGCCCGUGACUCUAUGCAUCUACAACCUUCCUCCUUGGUUGUGCAUGAAGCGGAAGUUCAUUAUGAUGCCAGUGCUCAUCCAAGGUCCGAAGCAACCCGGCAACGACAUCGAUGUGUACCUAAGGCCAUUAGUUGAUGAACUUUUACAGCUGUGGGGCAGACCUGGUGUCCGUGUGUGGGAUGAGCACAAAAAAGAGGAAUUUAACCUACGAGCGUUGCUUUUCGUAACCAUCAACGAUUGGCCUGCUCUUAGUAACCUUUCGGGACUGUCAAAUAAGGGAUACAAUGCAUGCACGCACUGCUUACAUGAGACUGAAAGUGUACAUUUGCCAAAUUGUAAGAAGAACGUGUACCUUGGGCAUCGUCGAUUUCUUCCGAAAAUUCAUCCAGUAAGAAAGAAAGGCAAGCAUUACAACGGCAAGGCAGAUCACCGGCCGAAGCCUGCGGAACGCACUGGUACUGAGGUAUUUGAUAUGGUCAAGGAUUUGAAAGUCAUCUUUGGAAAGGGUCCUGGCGGACAAUCAGUUCCGAAGGGAGCUGACGGGCACGCAGCCAUGUGGAAGAAGAAAUCUAUAUUCUGGGAGCUAGAAUAUUGGAAAGUCAUAGAAGACCAACAACGUUUGAAAGACCCUGAUGACCGGCAUCCGGAAUGGUUUCAAGGUCGUGCCAGCUACGCUCUGACCAAAGAAGAGAAGGUCAUCUUUUUUGAAUGCCUGAGCAGUAUGAAGGUCCCGUCUGGAUUCUCGUCCAAUAUAAAGGGAAUAAUAAACAUGGCGGAGAAAAAGUUCCAAAACCUGAAGUCUCACGACUGCCACGUGAUUAUGACGCAAUUGCUUCCGAUUGCUUUGAGGGGGCUCUUGCCGGAAAAUAAAUAUGUUCGUAACCGUGCUAGGCCAGAAGGAAGCAUCGCCAAGGGCUAUGGAAAUGAGGAGGUAAUUGAGUUUUGUGUUGACUUUGUUCCUGACCUUAAGCCGAUUGGUCUUCCUCGAUCGCGGCACGAGGGGAGACUACGUGGAAAAGGCACGAUCGGAAGGAAAUCAACGAUAUGUAUGGACGGCCAUUCUCUGACUGAAGCACACCACACUGUACUGACCAAUUCCAGCUUGGUGGCUCCGUACUUUGAGAAACACAAGAAUAUUUUACGCUCGGACAACCCGGGGAAGCCUGAAUCCUGGAUUAGGAAGGCCCACAUGGAGACUUUCGGCAGUUGGUUGAGAAAACAUUUAAUGAAUGACAAUGAUGUUGUAGAUCAGCUGUACAUGUUGGCCAAGACACCAUCUUCGACUAUAACGACUUUCCAAGGGUACGAGAUAAAUGGGAAUACAUUUUACACGAUCGCCCAAGAUAAAAAGAGCACCAACCAAAACAGUGGUGUCCGCUUUGAUGCAGCAACCGAGAAUGGGCAAAAGGUCACAUAUUAUGGUUACAUAGAGGAGAUAUGGGAACUUGACUAUGGACCCUCCUUUAAGGUCCCUUUGUUCCGGUGCAAAUGGUUCAAGCUAACAGGAGGUGGGGUAAAGGUGGACCAGCAAUACGGAAUGACAAUGGUGGAUUUCAACAAUCUUGGUUACCUUGACGAACCAUUUGUCCUAGCAAAAGAUGUCGCUCAGGUUUUCUAUGUGAAGGACAUGAGUAGCAAACCGAGGAAACGGAAAGAUAAGAAAACAAUCAGUACAUCAUGCGAUGAUCCAAAGCGCCACAUUGUUCUUUCAGGGAAAAGAAACAUCGUGGGAGUGGAGGACAAGACAGACAUGUCAGAAGAUUAUAAUAUGUUUGCUGAAAUUCCGCCCUUCAAAGUGAACACCGACCCAAGCAUUAAGUUAAGUGAUGAGGAUACUCCAUGGAUACGGCACAAUCAAGAGGACAACUGGAACCAAGCUAUGGAAACCCUUUGUUCAGGUGGUGAGUUCCAAACCAGCAACAGCGAAAUAUCACCUCCGUCCCAGCUACCCAGCCAAAACACCGCUGCACUUGCUCGCAUCUCCAAAAGCACAGGCCCUUGA